GUAGCAAAUGCAAUUGAAAUCGCCUCGAAUCCGUCCUCAGACCCAGCCCUUAAGACGCAAGCGUUCGAAUUCGUGAAUCAACUUCGCUCCGACCCGUCGGGAUGGCAGGUCUGCCUUUCACUGUUCACACAAACUCCCCAGCGCUCGGGUAUCGUGAGGCAUGUGGCUCUGGAAGUGGUCAAUAGCGCCGCACAGGGUGGUUUGAUAGACCUGCAGGCCCUAGCCUUCGUCAAGGAUGGCCUGUUGGCAUAUCUCCGGCAGGUGUACGGACAGGACGCAGGAGCAUCCGACCCCCCAAACAUCCAGAACAAAAUCGCCCAAACCAUCACCUUUCUCUUCUCUGCACUCUACGCUAGCGGGUGGGAAUCAUUCUUUGAUGAUCUGCUCAGCCUGACCCACAAAAGCGCCUCGAGCACGACACGCGACAAUGCGUCCGGAAUCAUCUUCUACCUCCGAGUCAUCAACUCUAUUCACGACGAGAUCGGUGAUGUUUUGGUCUCACGAUCCCGCAAUGAACAGGACAAGGCGAAUGCGCUCAAGGACCUCAUUAGGCAGAGGGAUAUGCAGAAGAUCACCAGCUCGUGGCAACAGAUUUUGUCGGAAUGGCGGGAUGGCAACGACGUAAUUGUGGAGAUGUGCUUGAAGGCUGUCGGCAGCUGGGUCAGCUGGAUUGAUAUCGGUCUUGUGGUAAACCAGACAAUGCUUGAUCUUUUGUUCCAGCAGCUGGGCCGGGCGCAGAAAGCGGAUCUGAGGCAAGGGGAAGAGAAGGUGCGGGAUGCGGCGGUCGAUGUCUUCACGGAGAUCAUCGGCAAGAAGAUGAAACCGGAGGACAAGAUCGACAUGAUAAUCUUCCUGAAUCUCGAUACUAUUGUUUCCCAACUCUCGAAUAGCCCUCCUCUGCACGGAAAUAGGUUCACCUUCAAGUAUGACACCGAUCUGGCGGAAGCUGUCGCCAAGUUAGUCAAUAUCACCGUCAUUGAUAUUGUACGGGCAUUGGAACAGGAAGGCGUUUCGGCUGAGUGCAAGGAGAAAGCCAAUGGGUUGCUUCAGGUUUUCCUGCCACAUAUCCUGAGAUACUUCUCCGAUGAAUAUGACGAGGUCUGCUCAACAGUCAUUCCCUGCGUCAGCGACCUCUUGACAUAUCUAAGAAGAAUCGCCAAAGUCAACCCCGCCCUUGCUGCCCAGCAUUCUUCGAUCCUCCUUCCGAUCCUGAAGGCUAUCAUUGCCAAGAUGCGAUACGACGAAACCUCCUCUUGGGGCGAGGAAGAUGAGCAGACGGACGAGGCAGAAUUCCAAGAACUUCGCAAGAGACUUGGUGUUCUUCAGCAGAUGAUUGCUUCAGUCAAUGAACAACUGUACAUGGAGGCUGUGUCGGAGGUGGUGGCAACGACCUUUGAGAACCUGCGGCAGUCGGGAUCCCAAAUGGACUGGCGUGACCUGGACCUUGCAUUGCACGAAAUGUUCUUGUUUGGAGAUCUCGCAGUCAAGGCGGGAAGUCUCUACACCAAGGGUAAUCCCAACAACCAGGCUGCCGAAAGGCUCGUCGAAAUGAUGUUGAGGAUGGUCGAGUCUGACAUUCGUUCAUUCACGCAUCCGGCGACGCAAUUACAGUAUAUGGAGAUUUGCGUGCGCUAUAGCUCAUUCUUCCAGCACCAUACCCAUCUAAUUCCAGGUGUGUUGGAGAGCUUUCUUCAACUGGUUCACCACCCUGUCAAGAAGGUGAAGACUCGUUCUUGGUACCUUUUCCAGCGCCUGGUGAAGCAACUCAGACAGUACGUCGGUAACGUCGCGCAAACCGUUGUGGAAGCUCUUGGCGAUCUUCUGGUAAUACACGCUGAACUACCUUCGGAGGGAUCUGACGGUGAUGAGAUGUCUUCGGAGGACCACGAAGGGUUAGCCGACGCCAUCUUUAACAGCCAGCUGUAUCUUUUCGAAGCUGUCGGUAUCAUCUGUUCGACGCCCACUGUCUCAGCUGAUAAACAGGUCCUUUAUGCGCAGUCAGUGCUCAACCCGAUAUUCCUCGACAUGGAGAAGAACCUGGAAGCGGCGAAAUCACAUGAUGAACGAGCCAUUCUACAGAUUCAUCACGAUAUCAUGGCACUGGGGACCCUUGCUCGGGGAUUCUCAGAUUGGAUGCCUGGAACGAACACUCCCGCUACUCUACCAGCACCCGAAGUCUCAGAAGCCUUCAAUCAGGUGUCGGAAGCCACGCUAGUUGCCUUGGAAUCUCUCAAGUCCUCAUUCAACGUUCGAACAGCUGCCCGGUUUGCGUUCUCGAGGCUCAUCGGCGUCCUCGGCUCUCGGAUUCUGCCUCAGUUGCCAAGGUGGAUUGACGGCCUUCUUACUCAGACUUCUUCGCGCGAUGAGAUGGCCCUGUUCCUACGUCUCCUGGAUCAGGUCAUUUUUGGAUUCAAGGGCGAAAUCUAUUCCAUUCUUGACACACUACUAACGCCCUUCCUGCAACGAGUGUUCUCCGGAAUCGCCGAUCCCACAACCGGCACGGACGAUGAGAUUCAACUGGCUGAGCUGAAACGGGAGUACCUGAAUUUCUUGCUGGCCGUUCUGAACAAUGACUUGGGUGCUGUCAUCAUCAGUGAGAGAAAUCAACCCAUCUUUGAGACCGUCAUCUCCACUAUCGAGCAUUUUUCCAAAGACGUCGAUGACUUUACCACAGCGAAGAUGGCCUUCUCUGUCCUUUCUAAGAUGGGUAGCUCGUGGGGUGGUCCGGACAUCACCCCGGAAGCUUCCAACGGAGCCCCUCCAGCGCAGGCUCCGCUGCCCGGUUUUGGCCAAUUCAUGAUUACACGAUUCUCGCCGUUAUGCUGGGCGCUGCCCGCCACACCUUCCUUCAACUCCAAGGAUGCGCAAGCCAAGCAGGUUCUUGCCGAAGCUGGCGGGCUACAGCGUACGAUAUACUCCAAAACAGGCAUGGAGUACCUCGCGUAUCUCCGCGACCGUGAACUGCCCGGCAUGGGCAUGGGUGCAGAAUUGAUUGACGAGUUUGUGGGUGCUUUGAGCCGGCUGGACUUGAAGGGGUUCCGGCAAUUCUUUCCGUCUUUUAUCCAGCGAUUGAGCGCAUGA
Molecule: messenger RNA, 3081 nt
Organism: Aspergillus thermomutatus
Lineage: Eukaryota; Fungi; Ascomycota; Eurotiomycetes; Eurotiales; Aspergillaceae
Gene: LOS1
Product: Ran GTPase-binding protein LOS1
Exons: 4
Biological process (GO): tRNA re-export from nucleus
Cellular component (GO): nuclear pore; cytoplasm; nuclear matrix
Molecular function (GO): small GTPase binding; tRNA binding
Source: RefSeq, a predicted model, not a curated record